This is a messenger RNA of Leptopilina boulardi, 968 nucleotides long. RefSeq names its product DDRGK domain-containing protein 1 (gene Ddrgk1). The coding region runs from base 72 to 944 and encodes 290 amino acids. NCBI's taxonomy places the organism in Eukaryota, Metazoa, Arthropoda, Insecta, Hymenoptera, Figitidae. The transcript has 2 exons. The record is from RefSeq and is a predicted model, not a curated record.
CAAUCGAUACUAUAUAGUAGAAAAAAUACACACGUUUAUAAUUGUUAUGAUUGUUAUUGUUAAAUACAACAAUGGAACUUGUUUUACUUGUAUCACUUGCAGUAAUUAUUGUAAUUUUAAUUAUUGGAUUGACUGUAUUUUCUCGUAGAGGAACAAAAAAAUUAAAGACCGAAGCACCAGCACAAGCUGUUCAGGGUCGACGAGUACGUCGAGUUGCAGGCGUUAGAAAUGCUCGUCAACGAAUCCGUGAAAAUGAUGCUCAUCAACAAGUCAAUCAGGAUCAACAAAAUAGAUCUGACGAUGAGGAGAAUAAUGAAACCGAAGAGAAACCUGAUAUUCCAGAGGGGAAAAUAGGCGCCAAGAAAAAGGCAAAAUUGGAAGCGAAAGCAGAAAAGAAAGCACAGAGAGAAGUUUUAGAACGUGAACGUGAUGAUCGUAAAAAACGUGAACAAUUACUUCAAGAGGAGCGUGAUAAGCAAACAGAAAAAGAACGCGAGGAAGAGAAACGUCAAGAGGAAGCCGAGAAAAAAGCAAGAGAGGAAAAAGAGAGACAAGAAUAUGAGGAAUAUUUGAAAAUGAAAGAAGCAUUCAGCGUUGAGGAAGAGGGUUUUGAGGAAAAAGAUGAUGAAGAGGAGAGAAAUUUAUUACAAGAUUUUAUUAAUUAUAUAAAACAAAAUAAGGUUGUUAUUUUAGAGGAUCUUGCAAGUCAUUUCUCAUUGAAAACAGCGAGUGUCAUUGAAAGAAUUCAUGAUCUUCAAGCCGAUGGUACUUUAACGGGAGUUAUUGAUGAUCGAGGAAAAUUCAUUUAUAUCUCACAGGAUGAACUUGAAGCUGUCGCGAAAUUUGUUCGACAACGAGGUAGAGUUAGUAUUACUGAAUUAGCGGAACAUUCUAAUAAAUUAAUUAAUUUAAAACCAUGCAAUACUACGGUAGAAGCUCAAUAAAGAAUGAAUUUUUUAUAGCGAAAA